Messenger RNA from Charadrius vociferus (killdeer), 1773 nucleotides. RefSeq names its product ubiquitin specific peptidase 30 (gene USP30). The record is from RefSeq and is a predicted model, not a curated record. The transcript has 12 exons. Bases 4 to 1449 code for a protein of 481 amino acids. Lineage: Eukaryota; Metazoa; Chordata; Aves; Charadriiformes; Charadriidae. Gene Ontology annotation, biological process: protein deubiquitination. Gene Ontology annotation, molecular function: cysteine-type deubiquitinase activity; cysteine-type endopeptidase activity. Gene Ontology annotation, cellular component: cytosol; nucleus.
GUGAUGAAGAACUGGGGCGUUAUCGGGGGGGUGGCGGCUGCCGUGGCGGCGGGGAUGUACGUGCUGUGGGGUCCCAUCACCGAGAGGAAGCGGCGGAGGAAAGGGCUCGUACCCGGCCUUCUCAACUUAGGCAACACGUGUUUCAUGAACUCUCUGCUGCAAGGCUUGUCUUCCUGUCCGUCCUUCAUCAAGUGGCUGGAGGAAUUUACAGCACAAUACAAGACAGACCAGAACCAGCCUACUAAGCAUCAAUACUUGUCGGUCACUUUGCUGCAUCUCCUGAGAGCUUUAUCCUGUCAAGAGGUAACAGAAGAUGAUGUCCUGGACGCAAGCUGCCUGUUAGAAGUUUUAAGAAUGUACAGGUGGCAGAUCUCAUCAUUUGAAGAGCAGGAUGCUCAUGAGCUAUUUCAUGUCCUUACCUCUUCAUUAGAAGAUGAACGGGAUCGUCAGCCACGGGUGACACAUUUGUUCGAUGUGCAUUCGCUGGAGCAGCCAGAAAUAACCCAAAAGCAAAUAAGCUGCAGAACAAGAGGGUCUCUUCCCCCUGUGUCAAAUCACUGGAAAUCUCAGCAUCCUUUUCACGGAAGGCUGACCAGCAACAUGGUUUGCAAACACUGCGAACACCAGAGUCCUGUGAGGUAUGAUACCUUUGACAGUCUCUCGCUGAGUAUUCCGGCAGCUGUGUGGGGUCGUCCCAUGACGCUGGACCACUGCCUCCAUCACUUCAUCUCCUCUGAAUCUGUAAAGGAUGUUGUGUGUGACAACUGCACUAAAAUUCAGGCAGAAGGGACUCUGAACGGACAGAGCAUAGAAAACCAGAGAACAACAUUUUUUAAGCAACUAAAGUUAGGAAAGCUCCCCCAGUGUUUGUGUAUCCAUCUGCAAAGACUGAGCUGGUCAAACCAAGGCACUCCUCUGAAACGUCACGAACACGUGCAGUUCAAUGAGUUCCUGAUUAUGGACAUCUACAAAUACCGCAUUCCUGUUCAUAAAUCAAAUCAGAAUGAGCUGAAUCAGAAAAACUCCGAAGAGACAACACCUGGGACAAAGGAUGGGAUAGCAGUAAAACCUUCAGAUGCCGAACAGCCAUCUGGUACUAAACCAUUCUUCAUGAAUGGUGCCUGCUCCUCUUCAUUUUUAAUGUCCUCAGGAACGUUUCCACUUGCUGCGUUCCCUGAAUGCAGUUCCCCUGUAUACCUUUACCGUCUGAUGGCAGUUGUCGUUCAUCAUGGAGACAUGCAUUCUGGACACUUUGUGACUUACCGCCGCUCUCCACCUUCUCCCAAGAACCCCCUCUCUGUCAGCAGUCAGUGGCUGUGGAUUUCAGAUGACACUGUUCGCAGAGCCAGUUUGCAAGAAGUCCUUUCGUCUAGCGCUUACUUGCUUUUUUAUGAGCGUGUUCACUCGAGGGUACAGCACCAAAGCUUGGAGUUGAGGGCUGAAGAGUGAUUAAGAGAGCAGAAGGACAAAAACUGACAAAAUUCCUCUAAUGCGAUCGACGUUGCACCUCCUGUCUGUUAUGCAAAUAACCCACCACAGGCCCUUUAACUUUCCCCUCCCUCUAUGGCAAUGGCUGGCUCCUGCUGGGAGUUGUGUUUUGUACCAAAAUUACGCUACCCAAAGUUGGUCUGCUAACCUUGUGCAGUCCAAAGUGUAUCUGUAUUAGAGAAGCAUUUAUUCUGUUAGGUAGUAAUUUUGUCAACAUCACAGCUCUGAAACAGACAUUUCAAACAGACUUCCCAAGGCUGUAUUCCAUAUUCUGACACAUAUGUA